This is a messenger RNA of Rhipicephalus microplus (southern cattle tick), 1696 nucleotides long. RefSeq names its product ribitol-5-phosphate transferase FKTN. Lineage: Eukaryota; Metazoa; Arthropoda; Arachnida; Ixodida; Ixodidae. The record is from RefSeq and is a predicted model, not a curated record.
CCCAAAAGUGGGGAAAGGUCGGGUAGAAAGUCGGGGGGUACUUGUUUAAGAGCGUGUGAUCACGAAUAUCCAUGCCUAGAUUUUGUCCCGUAGGGACUUUAUCGUUAAAACGCGAUCACUCUGCAGCUACUAAACUUGUUACUCACCGGAAACAGCUUUCGUUCGUCCGCCGAGGACACCUUGGCCAGCGCAGGCCCCGUCGACGCUGCCGACGUCCCUGCAACAAGUUGAAUGAGAAGGAAUGCGAUCAGACUCUUCUGUUUGCUUGGAUGCGGUGCCCUCCUCCUCGCUGUUCAGUCCGUUGUUCUUCAGUAUAUCUUCAAGCAGGAAAAAGACUCUGUUCAACAUUUUAGCCCAUCAUGGAGCCUGAUCAGAGACGUGGCCGAUGCGGCAGUCCAGACCGGCUUCCCGCUUUUCAUCUUGGAUGCGGGCAUUCUGCAGUGUCUUGCAGACAGGACAGUCCCGGUUGAACGGCCCUCUUGCUUUGAUCUCCCUCGGGGCCAGACCUUUUUGCAGUUCGGCUCACUGGGACAGUUUGCUACUCAAAAGGAACAUGACUUCCUGUCCCUCCUGACUCGUGUGGGUUACAAGACAUCGAAGCUGAGUGUUCCCAACCCCAAGGUGCUGGCCCAUGGCCUGGAAGUGCUCAUCCCCACCCACUACCUCAUCUCCCAGAAGCCGAACACUGCAGUACUUCACGUUGUUGUCUUUCAUGAGCGACCAGGCAACUUCUGGUGGCAUGCAGCUGCCGCGGCAGAUGAAAAAGACGCCAACGAGACAGACGUCUCAUUUAGUAGGCUGAUCACGUCAGCAAGAAGCCAUCAAUUUAUCAAAAGUGACGGAGCAUAUGAUAAAGUGGAAGUCCUUCCAUGCGACGUGGGCGGAGGCGUGCGUUCAUUCGUCCCCACGCAGUUUGGCACGUUCGUCGACGAGCAGCCAUUCAUCGAAUGCAAUGCGACGCGUGCCCGGCUCUUUCACACCAUCCACGGACGGGACGAGACUCCUGAGGCUGAGCUGUUCCGCCUCAAAGUUCACCGCCUGCUUCUCAAGGUCAAGCAGCUGCUGGGAGAGCUCAGCGUUCCCUUCUGGAUCAGCAGUGGAACUUGCCUCGGCUUCUUCAGGCAGUGUGAUGUGAUUCCCUACACGACUGAUGUUGACAUUGGAGUCUUCAUCAAGGACUACAAGCCUGAAAUCAUUUCUGCAUUCUCAACGCAUGACAUCCCCCUCACGCACCUGUUUGGAAAGGUCGAAGACAGCUACGAGCUGUCAUUCAGAGAUCGUGACGUCAAGCUUGACAUAUUCUUCUUCUAUGAAGAGGACGACCACAUCUGGAAUGGAGGCACACAAGCUAGGACCGGGAAGAAGUUCAAGUACACAUUCCCGAAGUUCAAGCUUUGCUGGACGGAGUUUUUGGACAUCAAGUUGAGAAUCCCGUGCGAGACGGAGAAGUACAUUGAGGCCAACUAUGGGCCCAACUGGUUUCAACCCUUAAAAAGAUGGGAUUGGAAGGCAAGCCCUCCUAAUGUUGAAGAAAAUGGCAUUUGGCCAGUUGAAGAGUGGCCACAUGUCAUCAAGCUGUUCCCAUUGCCAGAGUCGUAAUGUGGCUUUUGUUGCUGUCGUGUGCUACAUUGGUUUCGUAGAUGCAAACACUGCAAUAAAGGGUGUGAACUGUUGUACAGAUAGCAUAACACUGGAA